AGAGCGCCCCGGCCACGCCCACCGCAGGCAGGCCAACAAAAUCCAGGCUAGCGGCCAACAGCGCAGGAGUCUGUUUCAGUCAGUCACAGUGUUCAUAUCACCCUAUCGGUACGUGUAGGUCACUUUUUGUGUUUUAUGUGUGGCGUGCGGUGCAUUAUGUGAACUUAGUUUUAACACUAUAGUAUCUUGACAUAACAUGGAACAGGAGGACACUCACCUUGCUGCACAAUACUUACAAGAUUUCGAUAUCGGUCACCUAGAAGAUGUUCCAGUAAAAAAAGAAGCCGUGGAUAUCCAAAGAUUACCGUCAAUGUCUUUGUCAUGUGGCGGCGGCGUUGUCGCUAUGGGACAGUCACCUCCUCAUCAUCUUCUUACACCUCCGGGGGCUCAGCCCGAAGAAUAUGGGGUCAUCACGAUGCCAUCUCACCACAGUAUGUUGAUACACCAAGGAGGAACUCUCAUGUAUCCGGACACACCAGGGACUCCACCCGACACACCUCCAGAGAGCAACUCUCCACAUUCUCCAGCAGGUAGGAGCUAUCAUAUCGAACACCAUCCUCAUCCCCAGAACAGGGGAAUGGUCGAUGAUGUCCUUUGGAUUCCACAACCUCAGCCUCUCGAUUUGAGGCCUCAUUGUGGACCGGAUCUUGCCGAGGAAUGGUCGAGCGUGAAAUGUGCUCUUCCAAUCAACCACACCGACGACUACCACCAUCACCACCACCACCACCAUCAUCACGUCGGUGAUGAAGCACCUCUUUCAGUGGCUAGGGUUCCCGACGGAUCCUCCGACUCAGCCAGUCCCGACGAUAUCAUUAGCGACAAUGAACUCAUGGGCUUAUCGGUCAGAGAUCUAAACAAAAGAUUACAGGGCUAUCCCAGAGAAACGGUGGUCAAGUUGAAACAAAAGAGGAGAACGCUCAAGAAUCGAGGAUAUGCCCACAAUUGUCGCAGCAAAAGAGUUCAUCAAAGGCUAGAGUUGGAAAUGAUGAAUAGAGAACUUCAGGGAGAACUUCACAGGUUAAAAAAUGAGCUGGCGAGGGUGAACCAGGAGCUGGAAGUGUACAAACAAGAGAGAGACUACAUGAAGCAGGAGAGGGAUGUCUACAAGCAGAGGCUGCGGGAGAUGGACAUGCUGCGGAAGAGGGAGAGGAUCCAAGAAGCCCCGGCCCAGGAGGUUUACAUGUGACAGAGGUAGGGAACAGGGCGGCAUCCAUCUUUACUCAAGUCUCUAGGUAUCACUUAUUAGCUUGAUUCUAUUAUCAGUCUCUUAGCUUAUUCGUGUUAUCUUUGGGAGUAUUGUUUAAACGUGGUUAUUUCAGCAACCCUUUGGUAUGUACAUAUAAAAACUUUCCCACCUUUUUUAUUGUUUAUGUAAAUGUUUAAAUGCCCCAAGCAGUAUAUGACGAGCCUAAAACAUUGUCAUGUAUUUACGGUUAAUAGUCUUUCUGCAAUUGUAAAAUAAAGCUGAACUCAGAGGUUAAAUAUUUUAUUACUAUAUAGUCGUUAAUGUAGAUGUAUUGGUAAGAAAUUUAAAUGUUGAAAGGUAUUAAAAUUUAUCAUAUCAUGUAUGUCAACUCUACUCGGUAGGGGCGAUGAUAUAAUUUCAGUACAAAAGAAACUAAUUGCAAUAAGAUUUUUAUGUUAGAAUUAAUAUUAUGAUAAUGUGAAUUUUUUACGAAGUUAAUUCCUAAGUUUAUUCUUAAGAGGUUCUCUUGAUGUAAUAUAUACACUGAAAACGGGAAUUGAAUAAAUCUCAUUUUGUCUGUAAUUAUUGGCUCGUGCCAAGAGAAGUUGAAUUUUGAUAAAUAUAAUUCUCAGUGCCAAGUAGAAUAUUCCUGUAUGCAAUAAUGAUAUUUGGAGAAUAUAUUUAUAUUCCACUAAUUAAUGUUUCAAAAAGUUAGCAAAUUGUUUGACGUUUCAUUGUCCCAGGAAGUACGAAUGUUAUUGUCGACACAAAGCGUUUGUAUUCCUAUUGAGUCUUAAAAUAAACAAAAUACAAAACGGGUCAAUGAAAUUACAACAUACUCAUGAAUUCUUUGGUGUCAUUCCAUUGUCAUUUUUAACUAAGGCAGUCUUUAUAAAUUCAAAUUUUCUUCAUCAUAAAACUCCUAUGUUAAGUAAUGCAAUAGUUUUAGUAAAUAUGUAAAUAAGAUCCUGUAGCUAAUUAUAUUUUUUACUAAUAAUCGAAAAAAAUUUGUGAAAUGUUUCAUAUCUAUAAGACACCUAUAAAAUGAUUCCUGUAAAAAUCAAAACAUAAAGAAACCCAUAUUUUUUCAUUUUUUGUUGUUUUUUUAUAAUGUUUGUCUUUAUAGAGAAUAUAUCAGUUGACAAGUUACCAUUCUGUUACCAAGUAUUAACGAAAAGGGACAGAAAAAGAUUUUCGAUCUUUUUUGUAUUUUACUUGAAUGAUGUACAGAUGUAAAGUCUAAUAAAUAGAUUGGAUCUUGGUCCUUUCUUUAAACUUAGUAUUUAUUUAUUUAUAAACUAAA
This is a messenger RNA of Nezara viridula (southern green stink bug), 2489 nucleotides long. The record is from the annotation of a GenBank genome assembly. NCBI's taxonomy places the organism in Eukaryota, Metazoa, Arthropoda, Insecta, Hemiptera, Pentatomidae.